AUGCAAGCAAAGAUUCUGAAGCGGCUCUUGAAGGAGAUUGACGAUGUCAAUGCCGACUUCUUCAAUCUGCGAACUGUCAUCUCUCUUGAUCCCGAGGACGACAUGACCCGGUUUUCUUUCAUUAUGCUACCAAACGACGGCGCCAUGGCGCAUCUGACGCUGGUCGGAGCAAUGUAUAUUCCUGAUACUUAUCCCGAGUCACCGCCGGUGAUCCAUCUCUAUACCAGGACUGGGCGUUACAAUGUAGACGUUUUCCGAGGUCAAUUAGGGAACAAGAAUGCCAGCAGCCUUUGCUUCAACAUCUUGCGGGCCAAAUCAAAGGAUGGUACCUGGGAUGAAGACUUCACCAUCUCGGCGCUCUUUGCCUCUCUCAUGUCAGCGAUUGUGUCUUUCUACGUCCCCCAGGAAGGCGGGUACAGCCGCCCCGAAUAUGUCUCGAUGGAGACGCUUCGCAAUGUGAAGCUUUAUGUGAGAGAAAGCUACAACGCCCAUAAAGAUCGCAUGCCGGCCGUUCCUCAAAUUCCGCUAGUUGAGGCGACGAUGGUUAAGGCGAAACAAAUGAACUUCCCACCAGAAAUCAUCGCUGGGGAAACGGAAAGGGUGACGGCGGGCCCAAUCUUUCUACAGACCAGGAACUCAGCCGUCCAUUCGUUUGCGGUAGACCUUUCUGGGUUACAUGAAGGCAUCAUCUUCUCCGUGAUCUUGUCCAACUCCGAGACCGAUCUGCUUGGAAAGAAAUCAGGUACGGUGCUGGUCCGAAACGGCGUGACGGCUUCAGCGGCCCGGAAGCGGGCGGGCGAACCACUCAGAUGGUUUUACCACGGGAAGCCUAUGAACGACGGUGAUAUGCGACUACACGUCACUAUCGGGGCGGACCAGAUGACGCUUGUCUACAAUGCCAAUGGGCGCCGCUACGUUCAUGGCGAUUGCCCCUUGUCGCGGUUGACGCCUCUCGAGAUCGGUGACGUCCGAGGAGUUCCAUUUUAUGUGCACAUAUACACCAAAAAGAAGAGUGGAGAGUCAGCAAAGAUCGUCUUACUAGACAUCAAGGGAAAAGGUUACUUGCAUCAGGAUUCGGAGGAGGCUGAGAAAGAUACUCUCGGCUUUGAAAUCGUGGAUCAUCCAAAGGAAUCCGAGGUAGCUUCGCUGCAAAGUCCGGAUGGUAGUCAUGUUGUGGAGGCUGAGCAGGAGUUGUGGGAGGAGUUGGAUGCACUCAAAAUCUAA
Molecule: messenger RNA, 1224 nt
Organism: Clonostachys byssicola
Lineage: Eukaryota; Fungi; Ascomycota; Sordariomycetes; Hypocreales; Bionectriaceae
Source: the annotation of a GenBank genome assembly